This is a messenger RNA of Vollenhovia emeryi, 8152 nucleotides long. It is a transcript of the gene ovo, whose product is annotated as protein ovo. Gene Ontology annotation, molecular function: DNA-binding transcription factor activity, RNA polymerase II-specific; RNA polymerase II cis-regulatory region sequence-specific DNA binding. Lineage: Eukaryota; Metazoa; Arthropoda; Insecta; Hymenoptera; Formicidae. The record is from RefSeq and is a predicted model, not a curated record. Bases 672 to 3491 code for a protein of 939 amino acids. Gene Ontology annotation, cellular component: nucleus. Gene Ontology annotation, biological process: regulation of transcription by RNA polymerase II; epidermal cell differentiation. The transcript is spliced from 10 exons.
CACGAGAGGUCGUGCGGUUGAGUUUUCUCGAUUCGCAGUACCCGUUCACGGAGCCGUUUCCAACAUAACUGUAAAUCCGUCAAGUGAGGGAAGUGAUAGGCGCGUAUGGACCACGGCGCCGGAGCACGCGGAUACCGGUCGGAUAUCGAGUGUGUUUCGUUCACGAGUGACACUCCAAUCACAUAUCCAGGGGCCGAAUCGGUUGGCCCCUGUUUUUUUUUCCGGGAUGCCGGCGAACGUCUCGCGUGACCGGUAAAUCCAACAUUGGGAUUUUUGGCGAGAAAAACCUCUCUGCUGGUACAGAUUUGCUCGAUAAUCUCACUCAGAAUCCCGAGUUGAUCUUCACGCCGAUCCUCGUGGACGAUCGCUCGUCGGCGUGAGAAAGGACAGGUAAUGAUGAAUCAUUGCGAUCGAGACCACAACAGGUGGGUUUGAUAACGUACCUCGUGAUCUUUCGCUCACCGUUGUUCAUUGAGGACCCUCGAGUAUGACACUGUUGUGUACAAGUCCGUACUGACGCGUUUUGCUUUACUUGAGACGCGUUCUUGCUCGUUGUGCCGCGACUACGAUCUUGACUGCACCGCGGAACAAGAGAGCGGGUCGUUUACCACUUCGAUGUAGUGGUAGUGUAAAGUGACAACUUAGUGCAUCGCUCCCGACGUCAGGUCACGAUGCCAAAGAUCUUCCUGAUCAAGAACCGACUGCAUCAGCAGCAGUUGCGGUUAUCGGAAUUGCAACAUCUCGGCAAGAGCCCACCACCCGGUAGCGGCAAGGACAGCCCGCUUGGCAGCUCGGAGCCGCUGAGCCUCAUCGUUAACAAGGAUCAAUAUCGUGACAAGACUGAUGAAGACCGUGCAACAACCCCGGAAUCCUUUCGCAGCAGCAGUCCAGCUCCGUCGCCCUCGCCACCGCACCCGGCGAGCAAUGCGGCUAAUCCGCCGCCAAGAAGAUUCAUUUCCAGCAUCCUCGGUGGUGUUGUACCGUAUGGCAGCAAACACCACGUACCCACUCGGGCAGAGCGAAAGGAGUACAGCAGCCCACCUAUAGCCUCGGAUGACCCACCACAAUUUCUGUCCAAGGCAGAGAAAAUUGCACUCCCGAGGCCGCAGACACCGCCGAAAACACCUCGUGUCGAGCCACCUACAAGAGUUUCAGUCAUACAGAGGGUGCCGACUCAAAGCAAUUCAAGAAAGGAAGAAAAUAAAAUCGAAAUCGAAAGAAUUGGUCCGAUACAAACACCCGAGCCAGAACAGGAGCAGCCUAUAGAUUAUGCGGUACCGAAACGCAAGAAGGAGGAUGAGGAGAAGUGUCGCGAAGGCGCGAUGGCGUCGCGCAGCUCCAGCACCUCGAUCUCCAAGUCUCUGCUAGCCGUUAAACUCUCCGGGUCUCAGAUAGUGCAAGCGGCCGCGGGACAUGGUAGAUCCUCGAAUUCGGGUGGUUCUUCCGGCGGUGGUGGCGGUGCCGGCAAUUCCUCACCCUCGUCGAACGGCGGCGGCGGCGGCGGCGGCGCUAUGAUCGGUGGGGGAUGCGGUAACGGGGCAAUGAUUGGUAGCGGUGGUAGUGGUGGCGGUGGUGCUUUAGGCGGGGGUGCCGGGGCAGGCGGUAUGCCUCCCGGCGGAAACGGGGGCCGCGGUAACUACGGACCGAGUUCGCCACCGACAGGAUCCUUGCCGCCGUUCUAUGAAUCCCUGAAGGGUGGCAACAAUCUCGCCAACUUCGCCAACCAGUACAACAGCUCUCAAGGGAAUGCGUAUCUUACGCCGUUGACAGCCGUCGGGAUAGAAUGCGACACCGGUCAACAGGACAACUCUCAGCACACACAGUACAAUGCGCAGGAGGGCAAGCAAUACUCUCUCCUUCAGAAUGUCUGCGCGUCCUAUGGUCUGACAUUCAAGGAGGAGGAAGAGGAGCUGGCAAACUACAAAAUUCAGAAUGAUUUGCUGUCCGGCCAGUACGGCACCUACGAUGCCGAUACGAGCAUGAUGGUGGACAUGGUGACUGGUGCCAUGGUGGUAGAUCCGCUACAGUUCACCGCGGCAACCUUGACCUUCAACUCACCGUCCGAUCAUACGGCGCUCCUCGAGACUCUCAACGAUGCCGCGGAUCUCCUGUUGCCCAGGCUGCAGACUGAGGACGGCGGCAGCGAUCUCCUGGAGGAAUCGCUGCACUCGCCUGCCUCGACUGGCAGCAGCGGGAUCGGUCAGGAUUCUGGUCAGAUGACCACUCCCGUCGAGCCUAGCGUCGAUCCUUUCCCCGAGCAUAGCAUGGCCUUGACCAGGGGCUUUGACACGAGACACUAUACGACUUCGCAACACUUCAACGCGUCCAAGCUCGCAGGGUUGAGCUACGCGGCUGGUGAGACGAGCUAUCAAUCACUUCAAAAGGAACGUCCAGAGCUCGGGUUGCAUGUCAAUCAGAAUCACCAGCAUCAGCAGGAGCAGCAGCUUCAAAUUCAGGUACAGCUACAGCAGCAGAAGCAACAGACUACAUCGCCGCACCAGCAGCAGCAGCAGCAGCAGCAACAACAACAGCAACAACAUCAAAGUCUUCUGAGUCCCGGAUUAAAUUUCAACAAUGGUUUAGAGAUAGACUCCGGCAGCAGCGUAGGUGGAAGCUUACCCAGCCCUGGCACUGCAAGCUGUUCUCUGGACGGCGCCUCGACCGGCACCUCGCCAUCAUGCGGACUGGGAGAUCACGCGCAUAGUCCAGUUGUGUCACCUACUACAGUCGCAGCCCAAGCCGCUGGAUCCGUAAGCGAACCGCCGCUCUCACAACGGCUGGGUUUACCGAGCGAUUGUCAGCUAGAAUUUGUUAAUGGUGGUCAUGGCAUAAAGAAUCCUUUAGCCAUCGAGGGUCAGAGGCAGCCGACAACUACUCGAGAUGAAGAAAGAACUAAUCGCACUCCGCCUGGCAAGGACGACGAUCCCAGUCGCUUCACCUGCCGCGUGUGCAGCAAGAACUUCAGCCUUCAGCGGCUUCUCAAUCGUCACAUGAAGUGUCACAGUGAUGUGAAACGUUACUUGUGUACAUUCUGCGGGAAGGGCUUCAACGAUACAUUCGAUCUCAAGAGGCAUACGCGGACGCACACAGGAGUACGACCCUACAAGUGCUUCCUCUGCGAGAAGAGUUUCACGCAACGGUGCUCGCUGGAAAGUCACGGCCAGAAGGUUCACGGAGUUCAGCAUCAGUACGCGUAUAAGGAGCGACGUGCUAAGAUGUACGUCUGCGAGGAAUGCGGACAUACGACGCACGAGCCGGAGGUGCAUUAUCUUCACCUGAAGGAACAGCAUCCUUACAGUCCGGCAUUACUGAAGUUCUACGACAAACGGCAUUUUAAAUUCACCAAUAGUAACUUCGCCAAUAUGUUGCUCCAGGGUGGCCUGUUACAACGGGAAUCGCGGAAUACGGACAGCUGCGGCCUCGCGAAACAACGAGAGAUGGCCUCGAAGAGCAGCGACGCGGCGCAUCAACAGACCACGACCAGCUUCUAAAUCUGUCGAGAGCGAGAGUCCGAGUGAGAAAAAGGGAAAUAGAAAGAGAGAAAGAAGAAGAGAUUGAUGACGCGUGCGUUCUUCAAUCGGGAGUGACGUUUCGCGCGUAAAGUACCUGCAAGUGGCUCCCAUCGCGGUGACACUGGAAUAAACAUCCAAGUUCGACGACAGGAUCCAAUUGGGGGAUCGUGUGGGAUCUGACAGAACAAUUGGUUCCUGCCGCCUUAAAUUCACGAGUAGAGGAUGCGGAAGAUGAGAAGAGAAAGAGGCGAAAGAAGAAUAAGAGUAAGGAAAGAUCUUCGCGCGUAGCUACGAUGAUCGCAAUAUUUCUCUUAUAGGUUCUUGUCGAUAAGUGGGGACGAAAUAUGAUUAAGUUUGCGCGUUAUUGUUUUCUUCUUUUGAUUCAGAUAAAGAAAGACACUAUCGUUUUAUGAAGAAAAAAGAUAGAUGUUUGAAGAGAAGUUCGUAGCGUUAGUUUGCAGCAUUUGAAAUGCUGCUUUAUUAAUGAAACUUUAUUAAUAAUACGCUUCACAGUUUUGAUGGCAGCGCGUCGUCCAACGAUCGUUCUGUCAGAUGAAGAAAUUUUAACUUACGCGUUGCGACGCUAUAAAAUCUCGCUUCUACCCAUUCUAUUCGGAGACAGUGUCUCAAAUUUCUUUCUUAAGUAUUCUUAGGGCGUUUCUUCUUGUAGUUGCAUUUUUAGCUAAGUAACAGAUUUAAUUUAAAGAAAUCUUAGAACUGAUAUAAUGGUUUUACAGGAGGAUGCAUGGGACACAGACGCACAUAUGCGUAUGCAGACACACACAUAUACAUACUCUAUUACACACAAUCUCAAAUGUAGAUCUUAGGUGAUAAAUAUUAAUAUCGUGGACCAGAGGCGCGCGCGACAUCGAGCAGACCCAAAGACUCGGAUAGAACGUUUCAGGAAUGCCGAUCGUCCUCGGCGAGUGUGCCGAGGCGGGAAAGAGUGCGAUCACACGGAAGACUUUUUUUUUCUCAGAGAUGUACGGCGAGUUACGUUGCUUUUCGAUUCGAUGGGCGAAAUGGGGUUCUUGACGUCGCGAUCGCCAGGGGGUUCCUUCGAUCGCGGCCUUCGUCCUGAAGCCACCAUUGUCCUCGAUCGAUCAGGGCACCGGAAUCGAAGGGAUUCCGCGUCGCUCGAACGGGGCGAGAUCACGUCGACGAAGUGACUCUGCGCCGUACCAUCGUAGAAAUAGAGCUCAGCGCUACCGACGUCAUAGUAGAAUAAUCGUUGAGGGAUAAUUGAAACAAACGCUCUUCCGUGCCGUUAAUUUAAUCGAUUUUAUUUAAUUUUAUUAUUGAGAUUCAAUAAUAAAAUUUCAAUUUAUUAUUGAUUUUAAAAUUAAUUUUCGAUCUCGAGCGAGAUGUUCCAAGUUGAUAUUUAUUACAACAAAUUGAUACGCUAGUAUUAUUUUAGAUAAAACUUCUUAGUUUUUAUUAUCCUCACUUUUUAUUAUUUUUCUAAACGGCGGUAGUAUCUAUAUAUAUAUAUAUAUACACACACACACAUAUAUAUACAUACAUACAUAUAUAGAGUACUCGUGUAAGUUCCCAACCGAAGUGCACUUUGGGUAAUCUGUGAUAUGAUAAAAGUAACAAGAGAAUCCACUCGCUCCUCCACGCACUGGAUUUCGCUUUUCCGCUCUCUUACGCUUGUGGUUUUCUUCUUCUUCUUCUUAUUUUUUCAGGGUCAGGUAGAAGGGUAGGUAAGGGUAGAAGGAGAGCACGCAUCGUAUACACAUCUCACACAUGUUAUAUCCACACACACACACACACACACACACACACACAAAACGGGAUUUCGUGCAAUUCUAAGGUGGCAGUACUUGAUUCGGGCAAACGAUGUAUUCCGCUCGAUUCCUUUCGCUGCGGAUUUGCCCAUCGCGAGGAUAUAACACGGCUCGCGAGUUUUAAAACUUCGGGUGCUCAAAGACGGCGAGCGGCGCGAGCUAAUCUCGCGGGACCAGAAGAUUAACCCUUUGAAAUGCGAUUUGGUGGUCGCGACGCACAACUCUUUUAUCCUUUUUUUUACGUAACAUUUUUUAUCCGCCUGCCGGCUUCCAUCUCUGCGUCACGUUCGUUGGCAUGACAAUUGAGAAAUUGUAUCUUUAAACGAUAAGGCUAUCUACGUCUCCAUUACUUCAGAGUUUACUCUUGUAUUUAUUUGUACUAUAGGUCACAUAUUUUAUUAUAGAGUAACUGAUGUAUAUAUGUAUAUAGGCUUUUGUUUACUCUGGCAUGUGGUUCGAAAUGCGCUUGUCAAAGGGUUAAAAAGGGCCGCGUCGGCGAACACUAAAGCACAGUCCUUCAAUUUGCGGGCGAAACGCGAGAAGGUAGAAAGCGCUUUAUAAAUGCCCCGUGUGUCACUUAUUUUUAGAACUGAAUUUUUAGGAAAUUAACAAAAAUAAUAUAUAUUAUUUGUGGCUACGUAGUCUGCAAAUGUCUAUUUUCUAAGGAAUCUGAUGCAAGUUACACAAGUGAUAAACAAAGAAAAUUUCUUCUCUUUUUUUUUUUAUUAAUAGUUUAGUUUGAAACUGAAGGCGCACGAGACACCUUCUCUUCUGGCAAUGCAGUUUUUGGUAACUCCCUCAUAGUAAUUUCACACGAAGUCAAUGUUUCUGAUGAAUAAUAAUAUUUUUACUUUACCGUGUUUCUUAGGCUAUCGAUAGCCUUAAGUAGAAACUAUUGAAAAAUGUGCUCACUGUACAUGAUAAAAAAUUGCAAUUAUUAGGCUACCAAGAUUCCGACUGAAAAGAGCACCUUUUCUAUAAUCACUUAAUUAAGUAACGUUAAAAUUUUAUUGUAUAUUUAUGAGUGCAGGGAAAUUUAUUUAUGUUUGUAAGAUAAAAUUAGAUCCGUCAUCCUUGGCUCGUACGAAACCGCGCCCGCCCGACGCGCUGAGGAGGUUUGGUAAUCUCAAUCGAAUGAUGUAAAUAGGACUCUAGGCAAAGAUUAUUGAUAUAUUUAAUUCUCACAUUAUAUUCAUGUAUUCGUUCUCAAGCCCGCGGUUGCCUCGGCGCGGAUGUUGGUGUCCCGCCGUGAGACGCUCAUCCCUGUUGUAAAUAGUCUUCAUUCCGGCGGCGGAAACGGGUACCGGUUAGUCCGCGAUUAUUAGUAUCUUGCUUACGACAGUAAAGUACGUGACAACGUACUUGUACAGCGAACGCGCGAGGAUUGGAAAGAGAUAAGGAUCAGCACGGGUUUCCUGUACUUACAUCUUGGAGCAAAGUACUCGAAGAUAAUAGUACUUGUCACGCACUGUCGAUCACAAGUUAAAUACGUUGCGUAUUAUCAGUUUUAUUAUUAUUAUUAUUAACAUUAUAUUUUUAAACGAUAACGCUAUCUACGUUUUCAUUACUAUUUAAUUUACGCUCAGUAUUGUCGCAAGUAAUAGCACUUAGCUAUACAGUAAAUUCAUCUAUUUGACCAUCAACAUAAUUAUUAUCACCCUUUACUCCGUUGUUACUUCGAUAUUUGCAAAUGCUAAUUUUCUGCGGCGUUCAAUUUUUCAUCCCUAGUUAAUAAUCUGUCAUUAUUAUUAUAAUAUUUUUAUUAUAUCAUUAUUAUAUUAUCAUUACAUGCGCUAAAUAAUAAAUUUAAUUAUUGAUUUUAAAAUUAAUAUUAUAGAUAGUUCUACAUAUAUGCAGGAUAUACCUACAACCCGAUGCAGAGUGCUUCUUAAUUAUAUACGAAUACUUCAAUCUAGAGUCGAAGGUAAGAGAGAAAUAAUAAUAUAUGAGCAUAGAUGAUUUAGGCUGUAUCUUCAGAGUUGUAUUAAACUAGAGAAAAUAAGAUUAUUGUUACAUAUUCCAAAGUGUCAUUCGAAAUAACGUAUUACGAUUGUAAUUUAUAUCAAUGUUUUAAUUACAUUAUUUUAUUUCGAAUUGCAUUUUGAAAUAUAUCUAUAUUUGCUGAUUGAAGCAUUGACAUAUAAUUAAGAAUCGGUCUGUAAUAUUUAUCAGAUUGUCCGGUUCCAGAAGCGAUCUUAUUGCAGAACACACGAAAGACGAAGAUUAUGAGUGGGAAACAGUUGGCAUAGUGUAGUAAUUUGCACGAUCUGUUAGGAUAAAAGCAUUUCAUCUAACAGUUGAUAUUUUUAUAAUUAUGCUAAUUUGCAGAUGAAUACACAUAUUUUCUUAAAUCUGUCGAAAAUCUUAAAUCAGAAUAUAAACGAAAUAAUCUUAAGCUAUAGAAUGCAAAGAACAUCUCUAUGCAGCAGAAUAAAAUACUUUUUCCUCCUGGAUUGAGCAAACUUUACACUGUACGGCAAGCUAUUAAUGUGCGAUUGCAAACGCGAGUGUGUAAUGGUAUGCGUGGAUAUUAUUGUUCGUAUGAGAGUGUGCGUGCGGAUCUGUACGGCGUGUACCACAGCCUUUAGCUAUACUUUCGGCAUUUUAUAGACAAAUACUGGAGCUUUUCGAGGAGACUGUAGAAAGUGUAGCUAAAAUGGACGGAUUUGACGUUCAAUGUGCUGUGUCGUGUCGUUGGCUAUUUUGUAAAUUCUAUUAGAGCGCGACUGCGUUAUCCGGACAUUGGUGUCUACUUAUUAGAGAUCGUUAUUAAUUGUAGCUAACGGUAAAACGUGGUUACGCGCUCUUAUAUGUUUGCAAGAGACAAUAAAAAUUAAUAUUAUGUAUGCA